This is a messenger RNA of Lolium rigidum, 3248 nucleotides long. RefSeq names its product probable metal-nicotianamine transporter YSL16. Bases 16 to 1212 code for a protein of 398 amino acids. Gene Ontology annotation, molecular function: oligopeptide transmembrane transporter activity; iron-nicotianamine transmembrane transporter activity. Gene Ontology annotation, cellular component: plasma membrane. The record is from RefSeq and is a predicted model, not a curated record. Lineage: Eukaryota; Viridiplantae; Streptophyta; Magnoliopsida; Poales; Poaceae. Gene Ontology annotation, biological process: seed development; response to iron ion. The transcript has 7 exons.
CCGCGGGCCGCGGGCAUGGACCGCCACGAGCUGGGCGGCGCGGGAGCCGUCGAGAUCGAGAAGGCGCCGCGCGAGGCCGGGGCGGACAUGGAGUCGGAGCCGGCCGCGGCGCGCGCGGCGGAGCGCGUCCCGCCGUGGCGCGAGCAGCUGACGGCCCGCGGCCUGGUGGCGGCGCUGCUCAUCGGCGUCGUCUACACCGUCAUCGUCAUGAAGCUCAGCCUCACCACGGGGAUCGUGCCCACGCUCAACGUCUCCGCCGCGCUGCUCGCCUUCCUCGCGCUCCGCGGAUGGACGCACGUGCUCCACCGACUCGGCAUUGCCUCACGCCCCUUCAUGCGACAGGAGAACACCGUCGUCCAGACCUGCAUCGUCGCCUGCUACACCAUCGGAUUCGGCGGCGGGUUCGGGUCCUUCUUGCUGGGGCUGGACAAGAAGACCUACGAGCUGGCCGGGGCCAGCACGCCGGGGAAUGUGCCGGGGAGCUACAAGGACCCCGGCAUCGGAUGGAUGAUGGGCUUCCUCCUCGCCGUCAGCUUCGUCGGCCUCCUCACCUUGCUCCCCCUCAGAAAGGUGCUCGUCAUCGACUAUAAACUAACCUAUCCAAGUGGGACUGCGACUGCCGUGCUCAUAAACGGCUUCCACACACCUCAAGGAGAUAAGAAUGCAAAGAAGCAGGUCCUGGGCUUCCUCAAGUACUUUGGGAUCAGCUUCUUCUGGAGCUUUUUCCAGUGGUUCUACACCGGCGGCGACUUCUGCGGAUUCAUGCAGUUCCCCACAUUUGGGCUGAAGGCUUGGAAACAAUCAUUCUUCUUCGACUUCAGUCUGACCUAUGUUGGCGCCGGGAUGAUCUGUUCGCACCUCGUCAACCUUUCUCUCCUCUUUGGCGCUGUUCUGUCUUAUGGAGUAAUGUGGCCGCUCAUGAAGAAACAGGAGGGGAAUUGGUACUCGGCAAAGGCGUCUGCCAGCAGCAUGACAGGCCUCUACGGUUACAAGAUCAGCAAUCCGGGGAACGUGCGCAGACAGAAAAGAUCUGAGCCUUCUAUUGUGCAGGUGCAGUGGAAGCGGUGCGUUGCUGCGUGGUUUGGAUGGCUGACGCCUGAACCAGUGGUUGGCUGGUUGAAGUUGGUUCCAUACACAUUUUCUCCAUCCCCUUUCCCGAUCCAGGGUUGCGCUGUUCUUGAUCCCAAGUUGUGCUUUUUAGUCUGUUUCUAAUGUGAGCUUGUGACUGCUCUUUGUACAGGUUCAUGCGGAACCACUGUGUUUGUGGUUUUCUGGACAGGUUUGCUCUUUUACUCUGAAUCAUGCAUACUUUGGUUUCGAUGUUUGUAUAGUUACUGAUCUCUAUAUUUUUGGCUUUGUAGUUCAGUGUACUGAUUUUCUCUUCCAUUUUGUCGGUUCUUUGUAACUGUAUAUUAUUUGGCCAUUUCUCAAUGGAAAAAUAUAUUAUUUUGCCCGUGCCUUAAAGCUGGAUCUAAUCUUAGUAAAAUAAUUACCAAAAUUAAUGUUAUAAUAGCAGUUCUAGCAGUGUGUAUUACUGAAUGAAUAUUUAAAAUUUUGAGAAUAUUGUUUCCUUUAAAAUAAUAAAUAGAUAGUAUGUAUGAAUGUCAUGUUGGAUCAGAAAUCAUGUUUCAAAUGGACUUCAGCUAAUGUGAACUGGGAUCAGUAUUCGCUUUGAACAGGAUUUUUUUUGAUAUCGCAGCCAAGUAUGAUAUAUGCUUGUGUUCCAACAAAUUUUCUGAAAAAGGAACUUUCAGUGAGUAUUUGCCAGAUAUUGUCAGUACUUGAUUCACACCACGAGGUAAUAAAGUUUGUCCACUGCUUCAUUCCUCCUUUUGUUUGGCAGGAUUAUUUUAGGUUCCUUUUCUUCGACCUGCUUUGGUGUUAUAGCAGUACAACACAAAAAAAUGCGUAAUUAUGAUUGUUCUUCUGCAUGUUAAACGGGCAUGCUUCUCUUUCACUGAGAAGAGGGACAUUCAAAAUCUAAAAGGUGUUUCGCUGCUAUCAAAGAUGUUGCAAUUGCGUAGUUAGUCUUUGAUGUUGAUUUGAAUUUCUCUGCUGGUACUAAAAAAUGCUAAUAUCAGUUGUGUAUUUUCUGCAUUUGAUGACUCACAUAGUUAUGUGUUCUCUCCAUGUAUAUAUUCCAUUAGUUUGAUUUUACUUGUGAUGCCCAACCCAUUGUUACAUACUUACAUUUACUUAUGGAGGUCCAUUGGAAAUUUGGCAUUUUUGCUCAGAGGAGUACUGCAUUAGCAUUUUCAUUGUGAAAAUGAGGACAUAAAUAAUUGGAAUAUAAAUAUAGACUAUCCUGUGCUGGUAGGGUCAUUGUCUUCAUCCUUGAACGUCUUUUGAUGUUGUUUCUGUGGCUGCAACCAAGUUCGCAUCUCUUGACACACAAACGGAUAUGCAUCAAUUUUUUGUUUUGUAAAAGCACUAGAGGCUGAUGCUUAAGUCCUGGUCACACCCUUCUGUCUUAUCUUCUUGAAAUAGCAGCCCACGUUUGAAGACUUCUUAAAUGAUCAACAUUUAGGCAUCAAAUUUUUUACAAUAACUAACUAUAUACUUUGAUGUUUGCUCUUUGAAGAGAAAUCCAUGAUAUAUCUAUUGUGACAUUCAUGAAGAAAUCCCUGCUAAAUCCACGAGAAAUCUAUUGUGACAUUCAUGAAGAAAUUCCUGCUAAUUCCAUUAUUCGUGUCAUUGACGGCUUAGUUUUUUUCCUGAUGCCUAUGCUACCUCUAUAUCUAUAAGCAUUGCGUCUUCUAAUCCUACUUUAGAUAUCGGUACUCUUUUUGUAUCGAUGUGAAUUUGAUACUAUAAAAAUAUACCAGGACCAUAUAUGCGAGGAAAUAACAAAACAAUUCUGUGUUCAUGAGUUAUCCACAUUUUGGAAUUUUGACUGCAUUGUUCCGUGAUGGCAUUUAACAGUUAUCCACGUUUACGACUAUAUUUAAUCAGCACUCCAUUGGUUCUGAUGUUCCUAAUGUUGCUUUCAUAACAGGCAUUGAUGCAUACGAACUAAAUAUUCUGCAAGCGAACUACGAAGAAAAUUGGCUUGUUAAUCUUGUUUCAGUCAGGAAGUGUGCAAAUAUCUAUAGUUGACUUCCAGAGAAGCUGCAAACAGGAAUGAUUUGUGCAUGGAUCAGUAGAAUUAACCUAACAUUUAACAGUGCAUUGGGCAAAACUUUAGGCUUGCAUGUUUAUGGACCUCAUGUAUAAGAAACAAUUGAUAUACCAUCCCAUUUAUGUGCUUA